AUGGAUGCAUCAGACUUUAGAAAACGCGGGAAAGAAAUGGUGGAUUAUAUUGCAGAUUACAUGGAGACGAUAAGUAACAGAAGAGUUACUCCGGAUGUAGAACCUGGAUACCUCGCGGAGAAGCUCCCCAAAAGAGCUCCGAAAAAAGGAGAAGAAUUUAACGAUAUUAUGAUUGAUGUGGAUAAAUAUAUCAUACCAGGAAUCACACACUGGCAACAUCCACACUUUCACGCCUUUUUCCCAGCUGGCAAUUCUUUCCCAUCAAUUCUUGGAGAUAUGCUGUCGGAUGCGAUUGGGUGUGUUGGAUUUUCUUGGGCAGCAAGUCCAGCCUGUACAGAACUAGAAAUAGUUGUCUUAGAUUGGUUUGGUAAGAUGCUUGGCCUUCCUAACGAAUUUCUGCACGAAGGAGGAACAGGAGGAGGGGUCAUACAGGGUUCAGCCAGUGAAUGUGUUCUUGUAACACUGUUAGCAGCAAGACAUACCACACUUAAAGAUCUGAAGGGGAAAUUCCCAUUUGUAGAUGACGGUAUUUUACUUCCAAAGCUGGUAGCAUAUUCAUCAAAGCUUGCACACUCAUGUGUAGAAAAAGCUGGUAUGAUUGGUCUUGUCAAGAUGAGGCAGUUGGAUGUUGAUGAAAACUUCUCUUUGCGAGGCCAUGUUUUAGAACGUGCUAUCGAGGAGGAUCGUCGUUUGGGAUUGAUUCCGUUUUAUGUUUGUGCCACAUUGGGGACAACGGCUUGCUGUUCAUUCGACAACCUAAAGGAGCUCAGUGAAGUAUGCGCUAAAGAAAGCGUAUGGCUACACGUUGACGCUGCCUACGCUGGAAACGCCCUCAUAUGUGCAGAAAAUCAACACUAUAUACGUGGAAUUGAGAAUGCGACAUCGUUUAAUUGCAACCCGAACAAAUGGAUGCUUGUAAAUUUUGACUGUUCACUGAUGUGGGUUAGAAAUAAAGAGCUUCUGACGUCAUCAAUGGCUGUCGACCCGCUGUAUUUGCAGCAUAAACACGAUGAUAAAGCAGAGGAUUUCCGGCACUGGGGUAUACCAUUAAGCCGACGGUUCAGGUCAUUAAAGAUAUGGUUUGUUAUCAGAACAUAUGGUGUGGAAGGCUUACAGCAUUACAUAAGAAAGCAUAUACGUCUCGCUAAGCUCUUUGAAACAUACGUAAAGAAUGAUGCGAGAUUUGAAGUGAUGGGGAAGGUAACGAUGGGAUUGGUGUGCUUUAGACUAAAGGGACCAAACUCUCUGACCCAAAAGUUAUGCAGAAUGAUCAAUGAAAGUGCCCGGUUAUACACAGUUCCUGCUUUGAUUAAUGAAAACUACGUCAUUCGAUUCUGUGUAUGUGCACAAGAUGCAAUGGAGUCAGAUAUUGAAUAUGCUUGGCGAAUUAUUUCUCAAGAAGCCUCUGAACUGCUUGAUCAACGAGCGUCUAUCGAAUCUAACAUUGAAGCAGAGAAAAAUGACAGACCAGAAGAGGUAGAAAACAAUGGAGAAUUUGAUGACGUGUUUCCCGACUUCGAUGAUGAAAUAAUUUUUGAUCAGCAACGUAGCAAUCUUCAGAGAGCACGUAUCCGACGAAACUUGUUCAUGCGUAUGGUAUCAGAUCCUAAAUGCUACAAUCCUAAAGUUUUACGAGCACUGAAUACAGACAAACCACGCCAUAAAAGUGAAUCCGACGGGGAAAAGUAGAUAGAUAUAAUACUUUUCUGUAAAAGGAUGUAUUUUCCAAACGUAUAAU
Mytilus trossulus (common blue mussel) is the source of this 1738-nucleotide messenger RNA. RefSeq names its product aromatic-L-amino-acid decarboxylase-like. The record is from RefSeq and is a predicted model, not a curated record. Gene Ontology annotation, molecular function: pyridoxal phosphate binding; carboxy-lyase activity. Gene Ontology annotation, cellular component: cytoplasm. The transcript is spliced from 14 exons. Lineage: Eukaryota; Metazoa; Mollusca; Bivalvia; Mytilida; Mytilidae. The coding region runs from base 1 to 1689 and encodes 562 amino acids. Gene Ontology annotation, biological process: amino acid metabolic process.